UUAAUCUAUCUUUAAAUCUAAAUUCUUCUUCACUCGGAAAAAAAAACAGAACAGAGUAGCUAGCAAGAACACAAGAUGUCUACUUUCAUCUACUUCUUCUGGCUUUUGCUACUUCUCUUAGUAACAAUAACCUUCACUAAAAGGUUCCAAACCUCAAAAAUAAACCUUCCUCCGGGCCCACAAAAGCUUCCGAUCAUCGGGAACUUACACAACCUUGACGGGUUACUACACAUAUGUCUCCAAAAGCUCUCCAAAACCUACGGACCAGUGAUGAAACUCCACUUCGGUUUUGUCCCUAUUGUCAUAGUCUCUUCAAACAAAGCAGCGGAAGAAGUUCUCAAAACCCAUGACCUAGAUUGUUGCAGCCGACCAGAAACCAUAGCGACGAAGAAAAUCUCUUACAACUUCAAAGACAUCGGGUUCGCUCCUUACGGUGAAGAGUGGAGGGCGUUGAGGAAGCUCGCUGUGAUCGAGUUAUUCAGCUUGAAAAAGCUCAACUCUUUUAGGUAUAUAAGAGAAGAAGAGAAUGACUUGCUGGUCAAGAAACUCUCUGAAGCUUCUCAAAAACAAUCUCCUGUGAAUCUGAAGAAAGCCCUUUUCACUUUAGUCGCUAGUAUCAUCUGUAGACUCGCCUUUGGUCAAAAUCUUCACGAAUCCGAGUUCAUCGAUGAAGAUGGUAUGGAGGAACUAGCGUCUAGGUCAGAGAAGCUUCAGGCCAAAUUCGCUUUCUCUAAUUUCUUCCCUGGAGGUUGGAUUGUUGAUAGAAUCACCGGUCAAAGCAAGAGCUUAGAAGGACUCUUCUCAGAGCUCGAUGAUUUCUUUAACCAAGUGCUCGAUGAUCACUUAAAGCCAGGAAGAAGUGUGUUAGAGAGUCCAGAUGUUGUGGAUGUGAUGAUUGAUAUGAUGAAUAAACAAGGUGGAGAUGGUUCUUUUAAGCUCACUACUGAUCAUAUCAAAGGAAUUAUCUCUGAUAUAUUUCUGGCCGGAGUAAACACAAGUGCGACGACCAUACUUUGGGCAAUGACCGAGCUAAUGAGAAACCCAAGUGUGAUGAAGAAAGUACAAGAUGAGGUUAGGACGGUACUUGGUGAAUCAAGACAGAGAAUCACAGAAGAAGAUCUUAACCAACUUAACUACUUCAAGCUUGUAAUAAAAGAGACAUUCAGAUUACACCCGACAGCUCCACUUUUAUUACCAAGAGAGACCAUGUCACCAAUCAAGGUCCGAGGCUACGACAUUCCCAAAAAAACACAGAUCAUGAUCAACGUUUACGCGAUAGCACGCGAUCCAAAACUUUGGGAGAAUCCUGAUGAGUUUAAACCUGAAAGAUUUAGUGAUAUUUCUGUUGAUUACAGAGGAUUGAACUUUGAGCUUUUGCCGUUUGGCUCUGGUCGAAGGAUUUGUCCAGGUAUGACAAUGGGCAUCGCGAUGGUCGAGUUAGGAUUGUUGAAUUUGCUUUACUUCUUUGAUUGGGUAUUGCCUGAAGGGACAACAGUGAAAGAUAUCGAUAUGGAAGAAGAAGGUGCGGUUAUUAUUAGCAAGAAAGCUCCUCUUGAACUUGUGCCAAUUUGUCCCCGUUGAACAAAUUGAAGAGAAAAACACAUCUUAAAAUAUGAGAAAAAAAUGCUUUUCUUUUCUCCAUAUUUUGUAGUGAAGUAAUAAUGUUAUAUUUCUAGAAUCGUAUGUUCUUAAAUUUUAUUUUGCAAUGUGGCAUGGGUAUUAUGUAUAUUGAAUACCAUUUAUCAAUAAA
Messenger RNA from Brassica oleracea var. oleracea, 1750 nucleotides. RefSeq names its product cytochrome P450 71B23-like. The transcript has 2 exons. NCBI's taxonomy places the organism in Eukaryota, Viridiplantae, Streptophyta, Magnoliopsida, Brassicales, Brassicaceae. Bases 76 to 1581 code for a protein of 501 amino acids. The record is from RefSeq and is a predicted model, not a curated record. Gene Ontology annotation, molecular function: monooxygenase activity; oxidoreductase activity, acting on paired donors, with incorporation or reduction of molecular oxygen; iron ion binding.